Molecule: messenger RNA, 2119 nt
Organism: Anopheles aquasalis
Lineage: Eukaryota; Metazoa; Arthropoda; Insecta; Diptera; Culicidae
Product: phosducin-like protein
Biological process (GO): regulation of G protein-coupled receptor signaling pathway
Source: RefSeq, a predicted model, not a curated record
AUGGGCAAUAUAAGCGAAAUUGUCUUGUUCGAUUUUGUUGCAGCUUUUCCAUGCUGGUUUUAAUGAAAUUUUAGUUUUUUGGAGCUCGAUACGAUUCGAUUGGAGCACUGCGAGAUCACGUUACUUCUUGCGUUGCCAACAACUAUUUUUAGAUCCACAAGGUUCGCGUGUUUUUGAACUUCUACGCGUGUUCUUCGAGGAUACAGCGCUCAAAGAUGGUGCAAAAUACGUACCUUUAACGUUGAUUUCUUUGCGGGAGUGCAUUACGAUUUGCCGGCCUAUCUUUUUAAGCAAAAAAUGUAAAAAUCCCUUUCACCGGAGGCACUUGUUGAUUUGGAUCUUAUUUUAAAAGGACGCGCGUGCACCUCCCGGUAUAGUCACCUUGGCUAAAAGAAGAAGCUUUCAUGUUUGUUUGUUUAAUAGCCGUUCGCACUAAAUACUGCCACUUAAAACACGCGAAGAUAGUUCUCCUUUAUCAGUCUGUUUAAUUUGUGAAACCCGCAGAAACAUUCAUCAAGUGGUUUAAAUCCAUACGGCCAGCGGAAGCAAUAGGAUUCAGGCACGAUUUGCGCCACUAAAGCCACCACCUGCGCCCUCCCCACAACAGCUACAGCGACGCGCUCCAGCGCGUUAAUUGAUUGUGCCUCUCAUAAUUGGAUUUAGCAGCAACGGGCGAUCGUUUCCAACCGUUCAUUAGACACACCCACCCACCCACUAGCUAACGAGCAGUAUGGCCACGCUGGACGAUAAGUUGCUGGGCGAGAAAGUGCACAAUUAUUGCAGCAGCAGCGAGGAUGAGGAUCAAGAGGAAGCGACCGGCGAUGGAGGAGGCGAGGAAGGGGAUUCGAGUGAGCAACGAUCCGCAGAUGAUCGUCGUGGUAAGGCAUCGUCGCAUCGGAUGAACAAAAUCAAACCCGUCCGGGAAGAGGAAUCACUCCAACACAAAACGCACUGGUCGGGGACGGCCGGUAAUACGGGACCGAAGGGAGUGAUACAGGAUUGGCAGCGGUUCAAGCAACUGGAGGCGGAACGGCGUGAGCAGGAUGAGGCGGAAAAGUUGGGGCUACUGAAGAAGCUGAGCAUCACGGCCCAGACGAAGGAGGAGGACGAGAAGGCGGCCGCGAUGAGCGAGCUGGAUGCCGAGUUUGAGGAGCUGAUGGAAGAGGGCUUUCUGCUCGAGUACCAGCGGAAGCGGAUGGCCGAGAUGCUGGCACUGAUGGAGCGGAAGGGCCGGUACGGUGAACUGAUCGAUUUGAAGACUGGUGAUGACUUUCUGCAAGCGAUCGACAAGGAAAACAAGAACACGACCGUCGUAGUACACAUCUAUCGCGAAAAAUACGGUCCGUGCACGAAGAUGAACGACGCGCUGAAGCAGCUGGCGAAGGAGUACCUGAACGUGAAGUUCUGCAAGUUCAUCUGCACCGAUGCCGGGUUGAGCAACAUGUUCAAGGUUUCCGGUGUGCCCGCCCUGCUCAUCUACAAGGGAGGCCAAAUGAUCGGUAACUUUGUGAAGCUGGUGGACGAUCUGAGCGAUGAGUUCGAUUACAGCGACGUGGAGAGCUUCCUGGUAGAGAACGGUAUCAUCAACGAUAAGUCGUGCAAUCCGGCAAUCGUACAACAGCAGCAGCAGCAGCAGUAGAGGUAGCCAGUAGUGAGGCUAGAUGGACGGAUGCAAGGGAGUCGGAUCUCAUUUUACUUAAAAUCGAGCAUUUGAGCCAAGUAUAUUAUUUGAACCACGAUCGUCCCAGAGAAAGAGAGGCCGCAUUUUUGCUUUCCACAUCAUCUGCUUAAUAGCUUUAGUUUCUAAGCUCUACACUACUACACGAUCGAGGCGAUGCAGGCCUGGCGUUGCUUCGUGUUUUGGAACAGGGCACGGACCAAGUGCUUCACUUCUUCCGCGCUGAAGCACAUCGUUAGCGGGCCCUUUCCUUCGGCCCACUGUUCGGUGAUUUCCACCAGCGAACCGCACAGUAUCUGUCGUAGCUGCAUCAGCUUGGUCCACUGUUUCACCAACUGAUGUACCUCGCUGGGUUCCUGAGUAUGAGACAAACAAAAUAUUCAUAAUUAGGAUACGUAUACGUAUUAUCGAUGCAAUAAACAUGACCUUUAUCAGAAAAAA